UGAAAGUGGAGGAUCACGAAGAAAGAAUUUCAGUUUUUAAAGAGGAGGAGGAGGAGGAGGAGUGCAAUGGGGUGACUGCUGCCAUUAAAACUGAGGAUAUGAAUGAUUACUCUGUUGCUCUUGAAUUUCAAAAUCAUGAAACUGAGGAUAUUUUCAAGCAAGAGGCCUGUGAAGAAUUUCCGUCCAGUUUACAGCCCUGGUCCACUAAUACGGGACGACUGGCUACACAGGAGAAUUCUGCAGAGCUGAAAUCAGAGUUUUUGGAGUCUGAAGAGAACAUCACAGAGGGAAAUGAGAGAGAAGGAGAAGAGUCACCUGGGAGUGUUGGAAUAUAUUUACAGAAGAAUGACAGCUUCUCUCCACCUUCAUUUAGUCAGCUCUCUCUUCAAUACAAAGAGAAAGGUAUGAAGAAAUCAGCAAGAGGAUCAGAGAACCUGACAGCAGCCUUUUUGCAGUGCAGUUCUCUCCCUGCUACUGGAGUAACACAGACAGAAGCCAGCAAAACUAAUCAACAGCAACUGGAGAAAGAAAUCCAAAUUCACACAGAAGAAAAUGUUGUUUGGAAUGUGGCAAACAAUUCACACGAAAGUGAUCUUAAUAAGCAUAUGAAGAUUCACACAGGAGAAAAACCUUAUUGCUGUUCAGAAUGUGCUGAAUUCUUCAUGGCCGGCUUCUCUAACAGAGAGGACCUGAAGACUGUCUGUGGUAAAGAAGAACAACUGAGACAUAAAGUGAGAACUGGUCCUGAAGCUCCAAAUGUCCUCCUGCAGUCAUCUGAACCUCUGAGAGCUGAGGAGUUUUUACAGAAACAGCUGGAUGUGACACUGAGUGACAUCAAGAGGAGACUUGAGGAGAGAGAGAAGACACUGAAGGAGACGAGGAGGGCGAUGGACGAGAUGAAGGUGAGUGGAAUAGGAAGGUAGCACUUCAUAUCAAAGA
This is a messenger RNA of Polypterus senegalus (gray bichir), 939 nucleotides long. RefSeq names its product gastrula zinc finger protein xFG20-1-like. Bases 99 to 923 code for a protein of 274 amino acids. Lineage: Eukaryota; Metazoa; Chordata; Cladistia; Polypteriformes; Polypteridae. The record is from RefSeq and is a predicted model, not a curated record. The transcript has 5 exons.